Cryptosporidium muris RN66 is the source of this 1578-nucleotide messenger RNA. RefSeq lists its product as uncharacterized. Gene Ontology annotation, biological process: protein ubiquitination. The record is from RefSeq and is a predicted model, not a curated record. Gene Ontology annotation, cellular component: membrane; Cul4A-RING E3 ubiquitin ligase complex. The coding region runs from base 1 to 1578 and encodes 525 amino acids. NCBI's taxonomy places the organism in Eukaryota, Apicomplexa, Conoidasida, Eucoccidiorida, Cryptosporidiidae. The transcript has a single exon.
AUGUCAUAUAUAAUUAGAUUAAUGAAGUCUCAGUUACAAUUUAUAUUUACAAUUAUUAUGGCCAUUAUAGUCAUCUCUUCUUUUGCAAAAAAAGCUGAAGACACGACUACUAUUGAUAUUAAUAAGUUAAAUAAACAUGUGAGACAAUUUAAUUCAGUUUGUGAUAUUAAGAAAAUGGAUAUUAUUGCUCUUAUUACAGUUGGAUGUUUAGGAUCAAUAGCUGUAUCUGCAGGAGCUGGAGGUGGAGUUAUUUCAAUACCUGUAUUUCUUGUAUUUAUGAAUAUGCCAUUCUACCAGGCUAUAGCUCUAUCAACAUCUGUCAUUCUAGGAGGAUCAUUAUGCUCAGUCAUAUUAGAUAUUGUCAAAAAGAAACCUGAGCUACCAGAAUAUGUAAAUACUCUUAAUUACUUUAAAUCUGCACUUGAUAAUAAGUUAGAUGUAAAUCUUAACAAAUUGCCAAUAAUGGACCUUCCUCUAGUUAUCUUCUUAUCAUCUUUACUAUCAGCUGGUACUUUGUUAGGAAUAUUGAUAUCUAAGGUCUUAAAUUCAAUACUAUCCUUCUUAAUUUUAGAAUUUUUAUUAAUAUAUGUAUUUUAUAAAACAUGGAUAAAAUUUUGGAAAAUUAGAGAAAUGGAGAAAAUUACUCAAAGUGAAAAUAACAUGGAGAUAACUCCCUUUCAAAAAUUUUCUCAAGAAUCAGAGGAAAAAUUUAAAAUUCUUCUAUAUAUAUCAACAAUUUCAAAGAUAGUUGAAGAAUACAAUACAAAACAUGAAUUAAAACAAGAAUCUAUAAUGACUGAUUUGACAAAUAGAAACUCAUCUUACUGGUUUUAUAUAGGAAUUUCUAUGAAAACAGAAUUUUGGUUAGUAUUAAUAAUCUUAUGCAUGCUUUCAGUAUGGUUUGGUUUACUGGAAAGUGGUUUAAUUAUAACUAGAAAUUCACUUCCUUACUGGAUAUCAUGGGUACUUAAUUUUGGUAUACUUUUAGUUAUACCUAUGAUCUCAAUACCUAAAGAUAUCUUAAUAUCAAUUUCAUCUAUUAUUAAUACUCAAGAGAGAAUUUAUUAUGUAAUAAAUAAAAUAAAAUAUGCUUUUCAUAUAAAUUCGGAUAUUAAUGAAUCUCGACAGUUUACUACCUUGGAAUCAUAUUUGAAAAAGUCAACUAUUCAAGAUACUAAAAGAUUUUUAAUGGCAUAUUUAGAAAUUAUAUAUAUUGGAAUUAUUGGAGGUAUUACUGGAGCUAGCGGAGGUAUCCAAUUAACCACAAUAUUCUAUUCUGCACAAAUAGAUCCAGCAUCUAUUGCAGCAAAUAAUUCAGCAUGUUUAGUUAUUUCAUCACUUGUUGGAUUUUCAACUUAUAUUAUGGAAAAGCGUGUACCUUUAUUUUUAGCACUGCUAGUACUUGCUACGUCCUUUAUUUUUACAAUGAUAGGUAAAAGUAUUAUUAACUACUUUGUAAAGAAAUAUAAACUUGUAUCCAUUGUUGUUGGAAUUCUACUUAUAUUAAUUACAUUAGCUAUUAUAUAUUUGAACUAUAACAUCGCUAUAGCUAUUAUCAAUCAGGUAUUGGGCAUAUAA